This is a messenger RNA of Nannospalax galili (Upper Galilee mountains blind mole rat), 2382 nucleotides long. RefSeq names its product tetratricopeptide repeat domain 23 (gene Ttc23). Gene Ontology annotation, molecular function: protein binding. The transcript has 12 exons. NCBI's taxonomy places the organism in Eukaryota, Metazoa, Chordata, Mammalia, Rodentia, Spalacidae. The record is from RefSeq and is a predicted model, not a curated record. Bases 587 to 1927 code for a protein of 446 amino acids.
UUGUAAAGUAAGGGGUUGCUUUACCGGGACAAUGCUACUCUUAUUUAAGCUAAACUGCACUAUUUAGACUUUUUAAAAAUAUAUAUAUUAUCAAGCUACACAAAGACUCAGCAAACUUACAUAGUGGAAACCAAACUGGCAAAUCAGGCUGUCAAGAGAACAGUGAAAAAGAAACAGAGAUUUUCUCAAUCAUACUGGGCAAACUAACAAAGAAUUUUACGACAUCAUUGGACAUUUUGCGAGUUAAAGAAACUUUUCCAGUUUUUCCGUUAGUUUGAAAAGUGUGUCAAAGGAAAACCUGAGAAAAUAAAGACACAAUCUGAGAGUGGCAGGAGGAAGACUUUUCAAACAGUGCUUUUUUCUCUUUAGGAUGAAGUUGGAAGCAUGAUGCCCAGACUACCAGUGGAGUUUUGAAAGGAUAUUUUCCCAAUGUCUCUGUUCUAAUUUGCUUUUCAUUUCUGUGAUCAAUACCACAACCAGCAACAACCUGGGAAGGAAAGGAUUUAUUUGCUUCAUAUAUCCUGAUCAUAGUCCAUCACUGAGGGAAGCCAAGGCAAGAACUCAAGAGGAUAAUAUAUAUAAGAAUAUGCAAGAAUCACAGGAAACCCACAUAUCCAACCACCUUGACGAAGUUGUUCCUGCUGUCAGCAUCACUGCUAGAAAGAAAGUCCCAAACGAGCAGCUUCAGACAGUGCUGUUCCAGCCUCCGAGAGAGAAACUUCACCUCUGUGAAGAGAGGGCAAAGUCCUACUCCAGCAGCCAAGAGUACAAACGGGUUAUCCCAGAGCUUGUGCGCUGUGUAGCAUUGACAAGAAUUUGCUAUGGUGAUUCCCACUGGAAGCUAGCAGAGGCACAUGUAAAUCUGGCUCAAGGCUACCUCCAGCUGAAAGGAUUGUCACUACAAGCAAAGCAGCAUACAGAAAAAGCCAAAGAAAUCCUGGCCAACUCCAUUGAGCCUCCCUACCACGACAAUGUUGACGUGUUCAGGUGUUCCAUAGAGCUUUUCUAUACCAUGGGGAGAGCCUUGCUCUCCCUUCAAAAAUAUAAGGAAGCUUCAGAGAAUUUGACAAAAGCAGAGAGACUUUCCAAGGAGCUGCUACAAUGUAAAAGGAUUAUAAAGGAAGAGUGGGUAGAAAGCCAAGCUCGGAUCAAGUUGUCAUUUGCACAGGUGUAUCAAGGUCAGAAGAAAUCAAAAGAAGCUUUGUCCUACUAUAAAAAGGCUUUGGAAUACACCGAGAUCAUCAGAGGUGAAAAAAGUCUUGAGUGUGUACCAGUACUCAGGGAGUUAGCAGGUGUAGAACAAGACCUGAGAUUCCAUGAUGCUGCCAUCAAUCACUUCAUACAGGCACAUCUCAUCGUCAUGAGUAAAAACCCCUCCCCAGAGGAGGUUGCAGACUCUGCACUCUUUGUUGCCCAGGCUGCCAUUGCUUCUGAGAUUCCUGACCACCAUGAUGCAGCUGAACAGUAUUUUCAAGAGAGUAUGGCUCAUGUUAAGGAUUCUGAAGGAACAGGAAGAGCCAAAUUUCUUUCAAUUCAAGAUGAAUUUUGCAACUUUCUGCAAAUCACUGGACAAAAAGAACGAGCAACCAGGAUCCUGAGAGAGUCCCUGGAAGCCAAAGUAGGAGCAUUCGGUGAUUUCAGUCCUGAGGUGGCAGAGACAUACCGGGUCCUGGGCGAGGCAGACAUGGCACAGGGAAACCACAGCAGGGCGUACAAGAAACUAAAGAAGUGCAUCCAGAUUCAGACGCUCUUGUAUGGACCACAAGACAAGAGGACCCUGGCCACACAGCAGACCAUGGACAUGCUGUCCAAGACCCCCGAGGUCGCCGUGAAAUCAAGGCAAUCUCUGAAAGACAAAGUGGCAUUCUGUACCACUGUCCCUCAGCAUACUGUGCCAGGGAGGGCCAGGCCCAGUGUGGCAGACUGAUACCCCAACACACCUCAAAGAAUGCUCUGAGAAAUCCUGGGUAUUGCUAUUAGAGUGCCAUACAAACCUCUCUCCAACUAGAAGAUGGAAUUAAAUAGCCACUGUGCAGAUUUUUAAGAAAGCAACAGCAAUACCUUGAAUUGUUGUCCAUCAGUCACAUUCCAACAUGGAUGCCCUUCAGGGUGAUCUGCUGCUUCUACUAUUUUUAUUUUUGUUCCCCUCAAUGAUUUCUCUUGCCAACAAGAACUUUUGCCCAUGGGCACUACCACAGCUGAAAGACUUAUUAAAAGUUCAGGACUUUUCAGUAGACUCAGCAUCUGAGUGCUUACGGAGCCCCUCACAUGGAUCUAGAGCCACAUUUGGACCAAUAAUAUUCUGGACAAAACCCUUUCUUAUAGGAAAUUAGUAGGAAUGGAGAAGAAAAUGCUAAUAAAGAGAAACUUGUGCUAAUGUUA